Molecule: messenger RNA, 900 nt
Organism: Truncatella angustata
Lineage: Eukaryota; Fungi; Ascomycota; Sordariomycetes; Amphisphaeriales; Sporocadaceae
Exons: 2
Coding region: 1-900 (299 amino acids)
Source: RefSeq, a predicted model, not a curated record
AUGUCCAAGUCAACCGUGUCGAGAUUGUUCCAAGUCUCAGCACUAGCUGCUCUGCUGCUUGCGUCGACGGUCUUCACCAUAUCCUCAGCCCAGGAUGUCGGCACCAGCAUCGAUCAACCCAACCCCAUCGCAGCGCAGUACCCGGGCGAUGUGACCGGCAAUCUGAAUGGCACAACUCUGAUCGUGCCUAUUGAGAUAGCCCUUGCACAAAGCUUGAUACCUCAAUACCCCAUACUAGAAUCAGCCUAUCGGUCCCUCUUGCCUACCUUCCCUGUGGGCAUGUAUCCCUUGAUGGUAUCGGCCAAGCACGAUCACGACUUGCAGGUGGCUGCUUACAACCUGUCGUCACCAGACUUUUCUCGCGCCUCGUUUGAGUUCCCGUUCAUCGAUCUCAGUGGAGACGGCGCCACUCCGUACCGUCUGCAGAACAACGUUCUGAUUACCGCGUCGAACCAAGUAGCUGUCGAUGGAGCGCGCGGUUUGGGCCUCAACGUGUUUCCGGCUGAGUUUGAUCCAACUAACGACGCAUAUCGUUCGGAUGGUCUCGGUGGGACCUACUUCAGCGCGGCUAGCGCGCAGGACGGAUCGGCCACACGAUUUCUGACCAUGUCAACUCAGCCCCCAGCGGGGUACACGGCGAGUCCCUAUCCGUUCGAGUUCAUUGAGAGCAUUACGAACCAGGUCACCUUCGCCAACUCCACGGUCUGCGACCACUAUCAGUUGCUCUACAACACGUCGCUCACCGCAGCACCUUACCAGCCCGUGUCGGUGACAGGUUCUGUCUCCGCGUUCCUGGAACCUUUCGCCACGCCGCAGACAUGGACUGGUCUCCAUGGUUGGCAGUACGCAGCCGCAUUCGUAGAGCCACUCGUGCCCGCAAUAUGUCCAUCUUCGAGUUAG